AUGCUGAAAGGAAUCAAUCAUUUCAAUCACAAUGGGUAUAUCAAUGCGCUCAAAUGCUUUGAGAAAUCAGCCAAGGGAGAUAAUGAGUGUGCUCUUUUACUCAGUGCCUCUAUUUAUUAUAUGGGGUUUAACGGAGUGACAAGAAAUACAAGAAAGGCAUUUGAUUACUUCAAGAAGGUUGCCACUAAAUGGAAGAACCCGAUCGGACAGUACUAUGUCGGUGUGAUGCUAUUAACGGGCGAAGCUGGAUCUGAGCAAAAGAAGGAGGAAGCAAUCGAAUGGCUAACUCUUGCGGCUGAAGGAGGAUGGAACUCUGCUCAAGCGGCUGUCGGUCUUGUCUAUUAUGGAGGUCUAGGCGUUGAAAAGGAUUAUAAGAAGGCCACCACUUGGUUUAAUAAAGCGGUUCAGGCUGAUAACAAAUUAAAUGGAUGUGACAAUGAGACGUAUGAGUCUGAAGAUUUGGUCGUUUACCUCUUUAACAACAAAAGAUUCCGCCUCAAAGUUGAUCUGAAAGCCAAACAAUUGUUGGAUGAGUAUGAUGUUUCCCCCGAUGUUGAAGAUGGUGAUGUUUCUGGUUUUAACUUGUAUCAAGAGGCAUCCACAGACACUCAAAAUAAAAGCCGUAUCGAGGCCAUGUUUUGGUAUUCCAUGACAGGUGCUCCCUAUCUCAAGGGCGUCUGCCAAUUGACACCGCAAAUUUUUUUUCCGGUCGAAGUAUAA
Molecule: messenger RNA, 720 nt
Organism: Mucor mucedo
Lineage: Eukaryota; Fungi; Mucoromycota; Mucoromycetes; Mucorales; Mucoraceae
Exons: 1
Coding region: 1-720 (239 amino acids)
Molecular function (GO): protein binding
Source: RefSeq, a predicted model, not a curated record